UUAUCGUUCCCAAGUUUAUAUAUAACUAUGAUGCAAGUAAAUAUAGUGAUCGCUUUGUUUUCUGCCUAAUCAUUCAUCUACUUCUAUUUUGGUAUCACCAUGGGAACUCAAUCAGAAGAUGAUAAAUCAUAUGCUGCUUCAGCCCCAUCAGAAGCAACCUCUCAAGCUGAGAAGCUAGCAGCAGAGAAGACGGCAGAGCAAAAGGCGAUCGAUGAUUGGCUUCCAAUUACCUCAUCAAGGAAUGCAAAAUGGUGGUACUCAGCUUUCCACAAUGUCACUGCUAUGGUUGGAGCCGGAGUCCUUAGUCUACCUUAUGCUAUGGCGGCUCUUGGAUGGGGACCUGGAAUUGUGGUACUCAUCUUGUCCUGGGUCAUUACUUUGUACACCCUCUGGCAAAUGGUCGAAAUGCAUGAAAUGGUUCCUGGAAAACGAUUCGAUAGAUACCAUGAGCUAGGCCAACAUGCAUUUGGUGAAAAGCUAGGCCUUUAUAUUGUGGUACCGCAGCAAUUGAUCGUUGAGGUAGGUGUGAACAUAGUAUACAUGGUCACCGGAGGAAAAUCUCUACAGAAGUUCCAUCAAACCGUAUGCCCUGAUUGCAAGGACAUCAAACUCACAUUCUUCAUAAUGAUCUUCGCUUCGGUCCAUUUUGUACUAUCCCACCUUCCCAAUUUCAACUCUAUCUCUGGUAUCUCUUUGGCAGCUGCAGUCAUGUCUUUGACUUACUCCACAAUCGCUUGGUCAGCGUCUCUGCACAAAGGAGUCCAACAAGAUGUUGAAUAUGGCUACAGAUCUAAAUCCUCCAUUGGAACAGUCUUCAACUUCUUCACCGCCCUGGGUGAUGUAGCAUUUGCAUAUGCCGGACACAAUGUGGUACUGGAGAUACAGGCAACAAUACCUUCGACCCCUGAGAAGCCGUCGAAAGGGCCCAUGUGGAAAGGAGUGAUGGUUGCAUACUUUGUUGUCGCCUUGUGCUAUUUCCCAGUAGCGCUGAUCGGCUACAAAAUGUUUGGAAACACCGUAGAUGACAAUAUCCUCAUCACUUUAAAGGAUCCGGCAUGGCUUAUUGCAGCAGCCAACAUGUUUGUUGUCAUCCACGUUAUUGGAAGUUAUCAGAUUUAUGCAAUGCCCGUCUUCGACAUGUUAGAAACCUUGCUGGUGAAAAAACUGCACUUCAAACCUAGCCGACCACUUCGAUUUAUCACAAGGAAUACAUAUGUUGCGUUUACAAUGUUCAUCGCAAUCACAUUUCCGUUCUUCGGUGGUCUCCUUGGAUUCUUCGGAGGCUUUGCUUUUGCACCAACAACGUACUUUCUCCCUUGCGUGAUGUGGCUCGCUAUCGUUAAGCCGAAGAAGUUCAGCUUUUCUUGGUUCGCUAAUUGGACCUGCAUUGUUCUUGGGCUACUUCUGAUGACCUUAUCGCCAAUCGGAGGGCUAAGGAAUAUUAUUAUCAACGCUAAAACCUACAAGUUCUACAACUAGUCAUCUUCCAAGACCUUGGACUGCAGCAAAUAUGAAUGAACUACCAAAUAAGAAAUAUUGAAUAACAUUACGUAUUUACGUGCUGGCAGUAUCUACAAACAGAUUGAGGUCAUUAAGUACAUAAUAUCCUUGAGUGACCACGAGUAGCCGCUGGAAUUUCAAUUUCUGAACAUCCUCUAUUUCAUUGUGCAUUGCUUAUAUGUAUAAACAUCAAUGAUUACUGAUAAUUUAUCUUUUGUUACA
Daucus carota subsp. sativus is the source of this 1722-nucleotide messenger RNA. Its product is annotated as lysine histidine transporter 1. Bases 100 to 1479 code for a protein of 459 amino acids. Gene Ontology annotation, cellular component: membrane. The transcript is spliced from 8 exons. Gene Ontology annotation, molecular function: acidic amino acid transmembrane transporter activity. Gene Ontology annotation, biological process: amino acid transmembrane transport. The record is from RefSeq and is a predicted model, not a curated record. NCBI's taxonomy places the organism in Eukaryota, Viridiplantae, Streptophyta, Magnoliopsida, Apiales, Apiaceae.